This is a messenger RNA of Perkinsus marinus ATCC 50983, 381 nucleotides long. RefSeq names its product ribokinase, putative. The transcript is spliced from 2 exons. Lineage: Eukaryota; Perkinsozoa; Perkinsida; Perkinsidae. Gene Ontology annotation, molecular function: kinase activity. The coding region runs from base 1 to 381 and encodes 126 amino acids. The record is from RefSeq and is a predicted model, not a curated record.
AUGUCUUCCAACGAUUUCAGUAGCAGCUGUUUGGUAACCGUGGUCGGAUCGAUAAGUGCAGACUUCACUUUCCAUUGUAGACUACCCAGAUUGCCUAAGCCUGGUGAGACUGUAUCCGGUGAUAAGUUCACUAAAAGUUGGGGAGGGAAGGGUGCUAAUCAAGCUGUCGCUGCUGGAACUCUACUCUCUACCAACACUACUGAUGUACCUAGAGUCCAGAUGAUAGGGUGCGUGAGUGCUGAUGACGGCCUUGGAACUGCAUAUAGGGAUCACCUCAAGGAUAGUGGUGUUGGUGUCGAUUANNNNAUAGGGCUGGCUAUGCAGCCAACAUCAUACACAAGGGCCCAGUCAUGCUGGCCUGUUGGUAGGUGGAGUAGAUAG